CCUGGAUCUACUUCCGGCGCGGGAGGUAGAGCCACGUCAUCUUCAGGCUCCGAGUGCCAGCCGGGCAGUGAAUGGUGGGAAGCAAGAUGGCGGCCAGCAUUCGGGAAAGGCAAACAGUGGCUCUGAAGCGGAUGUUGAAUUUCAAUGUGCCUCAUGUUAAAAACAGUCCUGGAGAACCCGUAUGGAAGGUACUCAUCUAUGACAGAUUUGGCCAAGAUAUCAUCUCUCCUCUGCUGUCUGUGAAGGAGCUGAGAGACAUGGGCAUCACCCUGCAUCUCCUUUUGCACUCAGACCGAGAUCCAAUUCGAGAUGUUCCUGCGGUGUACUUUGUGAUGCCAACCGAAGAAAAUAUUGACAGACUGUGCCAGGAUCUUCGAAAUCAGCUCUAUGAAUCCUAUUAUUUAAAUUUUAUUUCUGCGAUUUCAAGAAGUAAACUGGAAGACAUUGCAAAUGCAGCAUUGGCCGCUAAUGCAGUCACACAGGUUGCCAAGGUUUUUGACCAGUAUCUCAAUUUUAUUACUUUGGAAGAGGACAUGUUUGUAUUAUGUAAUCAAAAUAAGGAACUUGUUUCAUAUCGGGCCAUUAAUAGGCCAGAUAUCACAGACACAGAGAUGGAGACUGUUAUGGACACUAUUGUUGACAGCCUCUUCUGCUUUUUUGUUACAUUAGGUGCUGUUCCCAUCAUCCGAUGCUCAAGAGGAACGGCAGCAGAAAUGGUGGCAGUGAAACUAGAUAAAAAACUGCGGGAGAAUCUAAGAGAUGCAAGAAACAGCCUUUUUACUGGUGAUCCACUUGGGACUGGCCAGUUCAGCUUCCAAAGGCCCUUAUUAGUCCUUGUGGACAGAAACAUUGACUUGGCAACGCCUCUGCACCAUACGUGGACAUACCAAGCGCUGGUACACGAUGUCCUGGAUUUCCACUUAAACAGAGUAAAUUUGGAAGAAUCUACAGGAGUGGAAAAUUCUCCAACUGGUGCUAGACCAAAGAGGAAAAACAAGAAGUCUUACGAUUUAACUCCAGUUGAUAAAUUUUGGCAGAAACAUAAAGGAAGUCCAUUCCCAGAAGUCGCAGAAUCAGUCCAACAAGAACUAGAAUCUUACAGAGCACAAGAAGAUGAGGUCAAACGACUGAAGAGCAUUAUGGGCCUAGAAGGAGAGGACGAAGGAGCCAUCAGCAUGCUUUCUGAUAACACUGCUAAGCUCACAUCAGCUGUCAGUUCUUUGCCAGAACUCCUUGAAAAAAAAAGACUUAUCGAUCUCCAUACAAAUGUCGCCACUGCUGUUUUAGAACACAUAAAGGCAAGAAAACUGGAUGUAUAUUUUGAAUAUGAAGAAAAAAUAAUGAGCAAGACUACUCUGGAUAAGUCCCUUCUCGACGUCAUAUCUGACCCUGACGCAGGGACUCCGGAAGACAAAAUGAGGCUGUUUCUUAUCUACUACAUAAGCGCUCAGCAGGCACCAUCUGAGGUUGAUUUGGAGCAGUAUAAAAAGGCUUUAACAGAUGCAGGAUGCAACCUUAGCCCUUUACAGUAUAUCAAACAGUGGAAGGCUUUUGCCAAGAUGGCCUCAACUCCUGCCAGCUACGGAAACACUACCACUAAACCAAUGGGUCUCUUGUCCCGAGUCAUGAAUACAGGAUCCCAGUUUGUGAUGGAAGGCGUCAAGAACCUGGUAUUGAAGCAGCAGAAUCUACCUGUUACUCGGAUUUUAGACAAUCUCAUGGAGAUGAAGUCAAACCCCGAGACUGAUGAUUACAGAUAUUUUGAUCCCAAAAUGCUGCGGAGCAAUGACAGCUCCUUCCUCUACAAAACUGAAGACCCCCCUGCUUCCCAAGAAGGUGGACCUGGAAUCCCUUCUUAAUGCUGCUCACAGUGCACAUGACCGUGUGUCCCCAUACCCAUCUUACCCAUAAAAGAAGCCAAGGAUGACAUUUUCAGUGCAGUUUCUCUUUAUUGCAGCUCAGUUCCUAGGAACAAAAGUCCAUUCCAAGAGGUAAGUUUAACAAAACACUUCUCUGCUCCUAAAAAACGAAAGCUAAUGUAACCGCAGUCCUGAGAAAGAGCUAGUUGUCAUAAGCAGAGCUUGUGAUCAGUGAACGUCCAUUCAGGUAAAUUCAACUCUGCAUACCCGAGACACAACCUUAAAGUCCUCAGCAACUGUAUUGCUCUGUUUUUCUUAAGUUGAUGCUAUUUCUGACAAAAUAGCAGAAAAAGGAGUCUUUUGGAUUGCAUUAAGAAUUGUACAUGGAGGGGUUGGGGAUUUAGCUCAGUGGUAGAGCGCUUGCCUAGGAAGCGCAAGGCCCUGGGUUCGGUCCCCAGCUCCGAAAAAAAGAACAAAAAAAAAAAAAAAAAAAGAAUUGUACAUGGAAUUUCUACAAUGAUUCCAGUGUUUAUGCAGAUGUGACUGUUUGCGUAUUUGAAUACAGACACGUCUCAUUGAGAGUGAUGUGUUGAAAGUUGCAUGUUGGGUUUCCAGUGUUUCUGCUUACAGCCAUUAAUAGGAAUCAAAGCCUAACCUUUAGCUCAAGCUCCUGCCCUUAUCCGCUGUGACUGCAUUGCAUACUGCGGUUAGUCUUUGAGGCAACAAGGCCUUAGGUUGGAGGCCUCGUCAUCCCAUCUCAGGUUCAGAACAGCUUCCAGACUAAAAGCCAUGUUGCUUAAAAAUUAAAAUGCUUUAACUGUGUUUUCCCCCUUUCCCCUCCGUUUGUACUUUUAGGCCAUUGUCUUUGUGGUAGGAGGAGGCAACUAUAUUGAGUAUCAGAAUCUUGUUGACUA
Molecule: messenger RNA, 2773 nt
Organism: Rattus norvegicus (Norway rat)
Lineage: Eukaryota; Metazoa; Chordata; Mammalia; Rodentia; Muridae
Source: RefSeq, a predicted model, not a curated record